Molecule: messenger RNA, 1941 nt
Organism: Heteronotia binoei (common prickly gecko)
Lineage: Eukaryota; Metazoa; Chordata; Lepidosauria; Squamata; Gekkonidae
Gene: COPS7B
Product: COP9 signalosome subunit 7B
Exons: 7
Coding region: 127-921 (264 amino acids)
Biological process (GO): COP9 signalosome assembly
Cellular component (GO): COP9 signalosome
Source: RefSeq, a predicted model, not a curated record
GCGCAUGCGCGCGACGUCCCCUGCGGCUGCCGGCUGCUGUCAUGGCUGCCUGAGGAGCGGCGCGAACGGAACGAAGAGCGAGCCGGGCGGGAGGGCGGCGGCGACGGCCAGGCUGAAGGCUCUAGAAUGGCAGGGGAACAGAAACCCUCCUGUAAUCUCCUUGAGCAGUUUAUUUUAUUAGCCAAAGGCACUAGCGGAUCAGCUCUGACGGCCCUCAUCAACCAAGUGCUGGAGGCCCCCGGGGUUUACGUCUUUGGAGAGCUGCUGGAGUUAACAAACGUGCAAGAGCUUGCUGAAGGAGCGAAUGCUGCUUAUUUUCAGUUGCUGAAUCUCUUUGCCUAUGGAACAUACCCAGAUUAUAUAGCAAACAAGAACAACCUGCCGGAGCUAACGGGACCUCAGAAGAACAAGUUGAAGCAUCUAACAAUCGUCAGCUUAGCUUCCAGAAUGAAGUGCAUUCCUUAUUCCGUGUUACUGAAAGACCUGGAGAUGCGGAACCUGCGGGAGCUGGAGGACCUGAUCAUCGAAGCCAUUUACACGGACAUCAUCCAGGGGAAGCUGGACCAGCGGAACCAGGUGCUGGAGGUGGAUUUCUGCAUCGGCAGGGACAUCCGACGGAAGGACAUCAGCAACAUCAUCAAAACGCUUCAGGAGUGGUGCGACGGGUGCGAAUCAGUCCUGUUAGGAAUCGAGCAGCAGGUGCUCAGAGCCAACCAGUACAAAGAGAACCACAACCGAACCCAGCAGCAGGUGGAGACAGAGGUCACCAACAUCAAGAAGACGCUGAAAGCCACGGCGGCCUCCUCGGCCCAGGAGAUGGAGCAGCAGCUGGCGGACCGGGAGUGCCCCCCCCACACGGAGCAGCGGCAGCCCGCCAAGAAGCUCUCCAAGGUCAAAGGGCUGGUUUCCAGUCGCCACUAGCGCCCAGGCCGGGGGGGGGGCACCAGCCGGGCUCUUGGGGCAGCCCUGGACGGAGCCCCCGGCGUCUCCUGUCAGGUGCCGGCUCGGCCACGGUUCCACCGGCUGGAGGACGCCGGCUCGGUCCGGGCUUCAACCAGCAUGGGACACUGCCAGCCUCCUACCGCCCCGGAGCUCUUAUGGGGAGGAACUAGAGGGCGCCGAGGAGGCCCAGGGGGUGGGAAUCGAGCACAGCUGGCCCAAGGCUCCUGCGGCGGGCUCGGGCGUCCUCUUCUGGGCCUCCGCUGCACUCGUCUCCACCCUUGGCACCGGGGCUCAGCCAAGGGCGGGAGUCUCUGAAGUUCACCCCUGACCCUUCCACGUACCAAAGGGAACACGACGCUUCUGGCUGAGGGACCUGCCUCAUCUCGCAUUCCCCCUGUUCCGUCCGAGUCCUCUUAGGGUGCAACUCUCUACCUCAAGCUAGGAAAGCUGGAGCUCGGUCUGGGCUGCGUUAGCCGCUCUCGCAACCCCGCCGGCUUUUCCGGUUGCGUCCUGCCGCGUGGAGGCGAAGGGGGCGGGGGGAGCCCGAAGGCCCAGCUGCUAUUUCCGCCCCACCGUCCCGACGGGCGGCGCAGCAGAGCUCGUACGUGUUUGUUCCCUGCGUCCCUCCCUUUCGAGAUGUCACGCAUCGAUUCCUUCCCUGACGGGAGCGAGCGGUUUGAAAGGGAUUCCUUUCCCGCCCCCCCCCCCCCGGCCCGAUAGCUCGGAGCCUCCGACCCGGACAGUAGAGGCGCCCCCUUGUCCCAGCAGAAGCCUCUGCCGGGAUUUCAGAACUUGAAAACUCCUUUCCAGUUGUGUUUUGAACGUUCUUCCUUUGUUUUGUUUUGUAAAAACGGAAAUUAUUUUGUACCUUUCGUUGGGAGAUUUCAGCAUUUCAGCCUUUUGUGUCUUCUGAUAUUUGUUACAGACGAAUGUGAGGCGACCCUGCACCUGGGUCAGAAGGAUUGUGUUUUUUCUAUUAAAAAAAUGAGAGGGAAAAAA